Molecule: messenger RNA, 597 nt
Organism: Striga asiatica
Lineage: Eukaryota; Viridiplantae; Streptophyta; Magnoliopsida; Lamiales; Orobanchaceae
Source: the annotation of a GenBank genome assembly
UCAUACACCAUAAUAGAUUUAGAUCCUUAUCAGAAGCAAGUGUAUUGUGCUAAAAAAAAUAAACAUCGCAAGGGCCAAAAUAUGGGAGUUGCAUGUCUUGAUACCGAUGAAGUUUCAUCUGGACGUUCAAUUAUUAAAGGGAAUGUAUGUUUAGCGAUACAUGAGUUGAAAAAAAUGUCCAAUUGCAUACAUUGCGGUGCAAUGAAAUUUCAGUACGAGUGUCCAACAUUCUGUUGUGAUAAUGGAAAGGUCAAACUUGCUCCUAUUGAAGUGCCUGAUGAAUUAUAUGAAUUGUUCACUUCACAGACGGAAGAGGCAAAACAGUUUCGAAUAAACAUUCGCCUAUUUAACAGGGUCAAAUUAGAUAAAGAACUUGCAUCUGCAAGACAAGGAGUCUAUACUUUUCGAGCUCAGGGAGUAGUGUAUCAUGAUCUUCCUAGUUUAUUACCUAAAGAAGAUGGACCUAGAUAUUUUCAGUUGUAUUUUAGGGAAACAGAACGAGAGGUUGAGAAUAGGAUGGGCAUAUUUCCAAACUCCUCUUUAUCUAAAUCUACGGUUAACAAACUCAUUACCGUUUUGGAUGUGAACCUGAAAUAA